ACCCGAGCUACCCGACAUUUUUCCCUGCAACUCUUUCAAAGCGACGAUGGCAUUAUCGUUAUCCUCUUUGUAGCGGGCAGAUAUGCUUGCGUUAUGAAAUUUUUACGAGCGCACGACUAAUCUGGCCUGUAGUUUCCUUUGGUAUUUACAUCCUACUCGCGACCUCCAAAGAUGUCGGGAACCACUGAGUCUGCUGAAAGGAAGCUUGUCUGGAAGAUCGAUCUGAUUUUAAUGCCAGUUCUCACUGUGGCAUAUGGCCUCCAAUUUUACGAUAAAGCCGUUCUGGGGUCAGCAUCAGUUUUUGGAAUCAUUGAAGACUUGCACCUGUCCACAAAGCACAAUGGAGUCACUUCUACCCAACGGUAUUCGACGGCUAACGCUGCGUUUUACUAUGGAUACAUCGUGGGGGUACUCCCAAUUGCACUCAUCCUGCAGCGGGUCCCCCUUGUAAAGACUCUAUCGGCGUUCAUCUUCCUCUGGGGAGUCAUCUGCAUGCUCACCGUCGUCGUGACGAGUUAUCCCGGCUUGGUCGUACAAAGGAUUUUUCUAGGCAUAGUUGAGUCAUCAGUAUCUCCAGGCUUCCUUGCAAUAACUGCACUGUGGUAUACGAAGAAAGAGCAAACGGCUAGGCUUGGUAUAUGGUACAGCGCUACGGGAAUAUUCAGCAUGUUCUCGGGGCUAAUUAACUACGGCCUUGGACACGCUUCAGGAAAGCUAGCAACGUGGAAAUAUAUGUACUUGUUUGGCGGCUCUUGGACUAUCCUCUGGUCGGUCGUCGUUCUACUGGUAAUACCCACCUCACCAAACGAGCCCGGUCGAUGGUUCACGGAAGAAGAAAAAGUUCUGUUGAAGCAACGUUUAGCUUCUAACAUGACAGGAAAAGAUCAAACGCAGUGGAAAUGGGAUCAAGUCUUCGAGUCCAUCAGAGAUAUCAAGCUUUGGCUAUUUUUGCUUUGCGCAUCGGCUAUCUACGUGUGCAACGGUGGCGUCACCGCGUUCGGGGCGAGAAUCAUUACCUCGUUCGGGUACAGCUCGUUGAAUGCCAUACUCCUGCAGAUACCUGGUGGCGCGAUGACCUGUCUCACUAUCUGGAUAUCUGGAUAUUUUGCUGGGCGGUAUAAGAACAUCCGCACCUAUCUUUUACCGAUCACCUGUUGGCCAAUGAUUAUCGGUGCCGUUAUGGUGUGGAAAGGAUCGUGGAUACAUCGAGCUCUACCGCUGUGGGGGUAUUACCUCGUAGCGUCGUUUGGUGCCCCUUAUGUUCUGAUUCUAUCUUUGGCCGCUGCCAAUGUUGCCGGAGGAACGAAGAAAGCCAUUUGCAGUGGCAUGAUUUUCAUUGGUUAUAAUGUUGGUAAUAUUAUAGGAGGAUACAUUGUUUUGACUCCCGAAGCCCACAUCCACUAUAAAUCGACUUGGAUCGCUAUCAUCGUGUGCAUGUGCUUCGUGUCUGUCGCAUCUCUCGCGUUGCGAUACAUCUUGAACGCUGAGAAUAAAAGGCGGGACGGUCUCCUCACGUCGUCGACCCCCUUUCCAUCAGCCUCCAAAAAAGGUGACGACGAGCUCUCGAAGGCGGAGGAUCAGGAAGAGACGGGCAACAAGUUCGCGUUUGAAGAUCUGACAGACUUCCAGCAGAAGGACUUCAAAUAUGUUCUUUGAACUUAGAAUGUGCACUUUUAAAUGUUCAUUGCUCUCCAAAUAUGCUUGUAGAAACGUCGUCUCUAUAUUUUUUUUUCUUUUCCAGGGGUUAACAAUAUCGAUGGAAUAUUUUGUAUUACUGAUUGAAGCCAUGACUGAGACGACCCUCGCUCUUGGACCUAAGGAGAUAAUCCCAUGAUACAGU
Desarmillaria tabescens is the source of this 1840-nucleotide messenger RNA. RefSeq names its product major facilitator superfamily domain-containing protein. Gene Ontology annotation, molecular function: transmembrane transporter activity. NCBI's taxonomy places the organism in Eukaryota, Fungi, Basidiomycota, Agaricomycetes, Agaricales, Physalacriaceae. Gene Ontology annotation, cellular component: membrane. Bases 172 to 1656 code for a protein of 494 amino acids. Gene Ontology annotation, biological process: transmembrane transport. The record is from RefSeq and is a predicted model, not a curated record. The transcript has 13 exons.